AUGAAUAAGAAUAAAUUAUAUGAACCUAAGAUUGGUAAAAAGGAAUAAAAACUUAAAUAAAUCAAAAAAGAGUACAUUAAAUAUUUUGUUUUUUAUGACUUAACAAAAAAAAGUAUUGAUACCUUUGAAAUUGACAAAAUAUUCAUUCAAGAUGCAUAGUGUAAUUAGAAUUAAUAUAUUCUAGUGAAUAUAGAAUAAUCCAAUAGAACUGGAAUAGUUUUUUCAAUUAAUGAAAAUGCGACUAUAAGUAAAAUAGUUGUAUAAUUAGGAGAAGUUAAAUUUUAUGGUGUAAUAAAGGAAAAGGAUAAUGCUAAAUAAGAGUAUAAAAAUAAUGCCAUAUAAUGA
Paramecium pentaurelia is the source of this 345-nucleotide messenger RNA. NCBI's taxonomy places the organism in Eukaryota, Ciliophora, Oligohymenophorea, Peniculida, Parameciidae. The record is from the annotation of a GenBank genome assembly.